Prunus dulcis (almond) is the source of this 970-nucleotide messenger RNA. Its product is annotated as protein LURP-one-related 5-like. The transcript has 2 exons. The record is from RefSeq and is a predicted model, not a curated record. NCBI's taxonomy places the organism in Eukaryota, Viridiplantae, Streptophyta, Magnoliopsida, Rosales, Rosaceae. Bases 165 to 851 code for a protein of 228 amino acids.
CCAAAGCUAAUCCAUUGUCGCUACUCAUAUUCCAAACCCAGCUAUAUUCCUCUCUCUCUCUCUCUCUCUCUCUCUCUCUCUCUACCAAUAUUCAUCUCUCUCUCCCAAUAUUCAUCUCUCUCUCGUCUCUGAGACCAACGGCUUCUGCUUUUGAACAGCUAACCAUGUCUAGGAUACAUCCGGCUGCAGUAAAUAGAUACCAGGAUCAUGAUCAAGAUCAUCCGCUGGAGCUUCAAGAUGUUCAUGAUCAUCGUGUGCCUCCCUCUGCGCUCACUGUGUGGAAGAGAUCCAGCAUGAGUUUCCAGGGGACUGACGGAUUUACAGUAUUCGAUGACCGCGGAAUAUUGACUUUCCGAGUGGACAACUAUUCGAGAAAAAACUGUUGUGUUAGAGGAGGGCUUGUCCUAAUGGACGGAGUCGGAAGGGCCUUGCUGACCCUCAAACCCCAGAUGUUGAGCAUGCAAGACCAAUGGAAUGCAUAUAGAGGAGAAGAUGGGUGUGGAAAGAGCCCAAAAUCUAGCAGGGUGUUUGCCAUGAGAAGUGGGUCUGGCCUUUUUGGCAGCAGCAACAAAAGUGAAGCAGCUGAGGUGUUCAUGGGAGCUCAUGCAACUGGCACCCCAGAUUUCAGAAUUGAGGGUUGUUUUGGGAGACGAAAUUGCAAAAUCAGAAGCCGCAGUGGACAAUUGGUGGCCAGUGUAGCUAGAAAGAGAGUAAACAAUACAGUCUUGCUUGACAAUGAUGUGUUCAACUUGGUGGUUCAACCAGGCUUCGACCUUGACCUUAUUAUGGGUUUUGUAAUUAUCUUGGAUCGGAUUUGUGGGAAGCCAUUUACCCCAAUUUUGUGUUCUUAAUUAUCUUGUGAUGUACAGAAAUAAACCCAUGUAAACAAGAUACCAUCUUUUUACCCCACUGAAUCUCAUAUUUUGUACAAGAGCCAUCACUCCAAUUUUCUUGUAUUUAAAUAAAAGUG